GCUGACGUCAGGAAACUUUCGGGGCGGCCGUGGCCGGAGCGGGCGCCGGGAGCGGCGCGGAGCGGCGGCGGGACGGGCUGCUCCAUCCCCACAGAUACCUUCGAGGUGAGAUGCAAGAUAUGUGGAGAGGAGGGAACUACUAGAUCAGGUUAAAGUGGGGAGGAAAAAACCAAACCCAGAAGCAUCAUUGACUGGGUAGAUUUUUCAACAUGAAUCGUGCUUUUAGCAGGAAGAAAGACAAAACAUGGAUGCACACUCCUGAAGCCUUAUCAAAGCAUUAUAUUCCCUAUAAUGCAAAGUUUCUAGGCAGUACAGAAGUGGAGCAGCCCAAAGGCACAGAAGUUGUAAGAGAUGCUGUUAGAAAAUUAAAGUUUGCAAGGCAUAUCAAGAAAUCUGAAGGCCAAAAGACGCCCAAAGUUGAGUUACAAAUCUCAAUCUAUGGUGUAAAAAUUCUAGAUCCAAAAACAAAGGAGGUCCAGCACAACUGCCAGCUCCACAGGAUAUCCUUUUGUGCUGAUGACAAAACUGACAAGAGAAUAUUUACUUUCAUAUGCAAGGACUCAGAAUCAAAUAAGCACCUGUGCUAUGUGUUUGACAGUGAAAAGUGUGCAGAAGAGAUAACUUUAACAAUUGGUCAAGCAUUUGACUUAGCUUACAGGAAAUUUCUGGAAUCUGGAGGAAAAGAUGUUGAAACAAGGAAACAAAUAGCAGGUUUACAGAAAAGAAUUCAAGAAUUAGAAACUGAAAAUGCAGAACUGAAAAAUAAAGUUCAAGAUUUGGAAAACCAGUUAAGAAUAACACAAGUACACGCAUCUCCACUGCUGCACAUAAAGUGUGAUAAUGAUGAACAUAUGUUUCAAAGACCCUCUACUUUUUUCUGGUGUAACAAUGAGGAUUCACCUCCUUGUUUAGAUAUCUCUUCCAUUACGCUUACUCCUAGGAGUUCUCCUGACUCUAGACUACCACCUGGAUUGUUAAUACCACCACCUUCAAAAAGUGGUCUUCCAAAGCCUGCCAGUGAAUACAGCUGCCCAAGACCUCGUGCAGGCAGUGUGACACCCAAAUCACCCUCCACUGACAUCUUUGAUAUGGUUCCCUUUUCUCCCAUAUCCCCUCAAUCAUCAACACCUACUCGCAAUGGUACACAGCCUCCUCCAGUACCCAGUAGAUCUACAGAGAUCAAGAGAGACCUUUUUGGAGCAGAACCUUUUGACCCUUUUAGCUGUGGAGCAGGAGAUUUCCCUCCAGACAUUCAGUCCAAACUAGAUGAGAUGCAGGAGGGGUUCAAAAUGGGAUUAACUCUUGAAGGCACAGUAUUUUGUCUUGACCCACUAGACAGCAGGUGCUGAUGCCAAGAAAGUCAAUAUGAAAUUCCUCCACAGUGUUUUUUUUUUAUUUCUGAACACAUACUCACAGAUACUAUCCAUGUGCCAAAAAUUGCUUUUUUCAACAUGUAAACUCUUGUGAGGCUUGCUUCUGUAAAAAUCCGACUUCCUUCCAGUCUUUCCCUGUAUAAAUGUAAAAAGUUGUAUUUGUUUAUGAAUUAUGGAUUAAAUUACUCUGUUGUGUUUCUUUCUGUCACAUUUUGGCCCAAGUUUGCUAUGCUUUAUGAGUAUUAGCUUGGAGAAGUUCUUCAGAAAGGUCAUACAUACCUCUCUCUCUCUCUAUGUCUCUCUGCAAAUGUGCAGGCAUGAAUUCUAUAUAAUACUUUACCUGGCAGCAUUUUGAAAUUAUGCUUUAAGCAUUAUUUAAUAUUCAAGCAGGAAAAAUAUUAAUAUCUACUACAAAAAUUUCAAUUUGCAGUGAAAAAAGCAUAAAAUACUAACUAUUACUAUAUGCUUCAAAAGUAAAUCUGGAUGCAGUGUGAUUGAUUUCCAUCACUGUGAGUGGUUUUUAUCCUGUACAUAUGUUGCCAUUGGUUUAUACAAUCCAGAUUUUAGGUCCUUUAUUCAUGUUUUAGAAACUAACAAGUUGUUAGUCUGCUAAUUAAUGCUUAAUGAGCCUAGAAGAGCUGCUAAAUGGCAGAAUGGCAAAGCAACUGCCCAUUGGUUUGAUAUUUUAUAGCUGAAGUGUAAAGUAUGUACCUUGGAAUCCAUUACAUGCUAGCCAUAACUUAAAAGGAAGAUUAUAGUCUUGCAUUUACUUGGGAAUUUAUGUAAUUUUGUGUAUAAGCAGGCACUGGGCUCAGUUCUGUAAUUACUUUCAACACCUGAGUGUUCACAGCCAGGCUCUGUUGAGUAUAAUUCUUUUACUCUCUUUAGUGUUCCAUGUCUUUAAUUUUGAGGCUUUCUGCAAAGAACUGACUAUAAGUCCUUUGUGCGCACGAGUUAUUCAUGUUACAGAAAUGCCUGCACACCAAAAUUCUCAGCUGCUGGUGAGAUGGAUGCUGACAUGUCUAUGCAUACUCUUCAUUAAUCUUUCUCAUAAGCAAUAAAACACCAUCUUAAACCUAUCUCAGAAUAUUCCCUUCAAAACAUACAAAUGUGGGACCCCUUCCCCCAAUUUUCAGAUUUGUUUUUUUUUGUGAGAGGUUUUUUUGGUGAUACUUAUGGUUUUGUAUUUACCAGUCACAGUUUACACCAAAAGCACAUUUUUCAAUUUUAUCAUGUGCAUUUUCAUGCCUUGUUCAACAAAGUACUUGUGCAUGUACCUUUGGAGUCCACUAAAAAGAAUGGGAUUGUUCCUUUGCUGGAUUUGACACAUCCUCAGGUACCUUGCUGAACUGGGGCCUUAACAUCCUACAUUACAUUUGGCUUCCUCUCUCUUAUUCUGAAUUCAUCAUUCAUAUAGAGUAUUAUAGAGAAAUAUAUAUAUAAAAAUAUAUUAAAUCACUAACAAAUAGAAUAGUAUAUGUUUCAUAAAGAAAAGUCUUUAUAAUUUUGUUUGUCAUAUAGUAUUUUCGAAUUUGUAUAAUGAGGAUGUUUAGUAGCCAUAGCAAUGGCCUUUUUUAACAAAUAGAAUUUGUAUUUUUAUUGUACUUUAAAAAGCUUUACAUAAUAAGCAUCUAUUUAGUGGUCAUUUAUUAUCAAUGGUAACACUAAGAUAAUAUUUGCACAUUUUAAGAAACCUUUUUCGUUACUGAUUUUUAUGAUAGUUGACUGCAAAUGGCAUGGUUAAAUCUUCUAUACCUGGUCAAUACGUAUAAAAAUACUUAAAUCAACACAACAGUGCAUUUUUAAUUUUUAUGUGAUCCAAUUGGAAACUGUAUUUCUAUGUAAUCUCAAAUGUCUGUUUAAUUUUGCCUAAAAUAAAUGUUUUUAAAUAAAUUGCA
Molecule: messenger RNA, 3271 nt
Organism: Oenanthe melanoleuca
Lineage: Eukaryota; Metazoa; Chordata; Aves; Passeriformes; Muscicapidae
Gene: GULP1
Product: GULP PTB domain containing engulfment adaptor 1
Exons: 13
Coding region: 210-1349 (379 amino acids)
Source: RefSeq, a predicted model, not a curated record